Messenger RNA from Adineta ricciae, 462 nucleotides. Lineage: Eukaryota; Metazoa; Rotifera; Eurotatoria; Adinetida; Adinetidae. The record is from the annotation of a GenBank genome assembly.
AUGACCUCGUCAAUUGUCGCAAAAAAUUUUCUCUCGCAUAUUGGCUUUUCGCAUUCCAAUGCAUCUGAUCUUAUGAAUAAAUUUGGCAAUGAUAUGUCACGUUUAAUGGGCACAUCGCAUCAAGAACUUAUUGAAAAUUCUCUCCCACUUGAUCUACGCCUCCGACUGUUACGUGCGAUUCGUUGUUUUCAUAGGGAAAAAUGGUCGAAAUACUUAAUGAAUCACAUUUCGAGUCUCCAACAGCACGAUGCAUUCGAAAAACUAGUGUAUCAUCUAAUUAAAUGCCACAUCUGGAUUAUGUAUGCAUGUUGGACAGUGAAUUACAUCCGAAAAUACCUCGUCAUCAUGGAUCAUACCGAUCAUCAAGCACUUGGACUUCUGUGUGAUAAACUGCAAUAUUUAAAGCAAACUGUUGUUCAACUCAAUGAAAUGAUUUCGGUGAUAAAAAAACAUUUGUCUUAG